AUGGCGAAGACCGACGCCACGCGGGGUCACGCUGGGGGCGGUCGGGAGCCCUUGGUCGACUCGGCUUUAAACCCCUGCUCGAGACUUCGCCAGAGACUGCCGCCGCCACCCGACGCGUCGCCGCCUCGCUCCGCCUUCCUCUCCGAGUUUGUCGCGAAAACCGCGGCGUCGGUUCUACCCACCGAACCCGCCGCGAACGCCAGAGGAGCGACAGCGUCCAAACCCCCGAGGCGCAAGGUUAAGUUCUCUCGGCACGUUCACGAGCGCGAGUUUUUGGUGAGCGUGUACGAUCGAAACGAAGGCAGGACCCCGGAGCGCAACACGUGCGAAGCGAUUGCGAGGGCUUUCACCGCCUCACCUGUCCGCAACCCCCAAGGACGCCUCACCAGGCCGAGGCGACACACCACGGGCAGCAUGCAUAUCAACAAGCCGAUGACGCCGCAGCGCAACAACGGGCACGGCGCAAACUCGACCACGACGGCGCCAGGGGGGAGCGAAAUGUCGCCCCUCAACUCGUUACUCCGUAUGAAGGCGCAGCAUGAUGCGGCCGUGCGGGGCGGACGUGAUAUCGCGGAGACCCAGCAGAGGCGACAUCCGCGCCAUCACCUCCCAGGCGUCUCGUUAGACGACUUUGCCAUGCUCGACAGCGAGAGCCCCAUGUUCCCGUCGUGCAUGCUCGACGAGGGCGCGAACGCAGUCUCCGAGGUAAAGUCCGCAUCCGACGACGAAUGGGAGAUCGCCAAAGCACCCGAGGACGAUUGCUCAGAGAUGGUCGCCGAUGCCGCGACUGAAAGGCCGUCGCAGCCCGCGUCGACGCUUCUGGCUUUCCCGCAGCAACUCGCCGACCUGUUCUCGACGGAGUAUCGAACGGCGAACGACCCGACCGCGGCGAUGGUUCAUAACUUGCCGGAGUUCCGGUGCUGGUCCGGGAACCUCGCGGAUGUGGGGCUCCUCCCGGCCAAAGCUAACAACCAAGAGGAGGAGCCGGCAGCUGGCUCGGAUCACGCGGAGCCUGUCCACUCUGACGAUGACUCGGGUUUAAUCAUCUCCGCCGAGGACGACGAUCUAGACGUCGAGCUCUACGCCAAUCUCACCCGCGGCAGUCGCACGGGGCGUUGGAUCCCGCUCGAUAACUCCGGAGGUCUUGGCCAGGGCAUCGGGGAGAUUGCCCAUGUAAAGGCAGAUUCUAAGGACGACGUUGACAUGAUCGCUUCUGCCACUGCUGAGCUCGGUGAUGGUGAGAAGCAUCCAGUCCAGUGGAAGCAGAUCAAAACAUGGUUUGAGAACAGACGCAUGACGCAAAAAAGGAUUAGCGAGGGGAGGGAUCGGCCUCCAAGGCGCCCAAAGGCUAAGAGACGCGACUGA
Molecule: messenger RNA, 1365 nt
Organism: Micromonas commoda
Lineage: Eukaryota; Viridiplantae; Chlorophyta; Mamiellophyceae; Mamiellales; Mamiellaceae
Exons: 2
Coding region: 1-1365 (454 amino acids)
Molecular function (GO): DNA binding
Source: RefSeq, a predicted model, not a curated record